Puntigrus tetrazona (Sumatra barb) is the source of this 8522-nucleotide messenger RNA. RefSeq names its product GTPase IMAP family member 8-like. The record is from RefSeq and is a predicted model, not a curated record. Lineage: Eukaryota; Metazoa; Chordata; Actinopteri; Cypriniformes; Cyprinidae. Bases 6173 to 8380 code for a protein of 735 amino acids. Gene Ontology annotation, molecular function: GTP binding. The transcript is spliced from 7 exons.
AGUAAUUUUUGAGCAGCGGAGGAAGUAUUUGGACUUAAAAAGCGGUUCACUUUCUAAUUACAUGUCAUAUUUCAGUAAAUGAAAAGCUGUUUUCUUUUUCCAGAUGGCCACAGAGGUGUUGGAGGAUCUUCUGGAGGAGGAUGACGAGGUUGUGGAGGUUUGGUAUCUGUUAGGAUGGCUGCUUUAUUUGCAGCUGGACAAACAAGACUUGACAAACAACGGUGUGAACUUCAGAAAAUCAGCUUGGACGUACCUUAGCAAGGCCAAAAAGCUGUAUGUGAAGCUGCGCUGUGAGGACUCACCCAUGUUUGAGCAUACGGAGCAGCUGUUAGCAGAGCUGGGUGGUGAAGAGCAUGGGGCUGAUGAUGAUGAUGAUGAUGAAGCCGGACCAUCUGUAGACAACAUUGACGAUGAUUUUAUUCAAAGCAGCGAUGAAGAUGACGAUGCCAUGGAUCACUGACUCAACGUUUUUCACUUGCUUAUUCUAAUCGUCAUCCGUGGACUCGUCCAAUCAGAAUAUUAAACUGAAAGCAGAUGGCUGAUCUUCACAGUCUCUCUACCAGUCACUUUUCUUUUCCCCUUCUAUUCCAGUUUGAUAUGUCUGACUGGGAUGUAUUUUCUGUUUGCUUAGUUUUUUUUUGCAUGCUGAGACUACAAACCAUCAGGACAUCUGUCACACUGAUCUGGACACUGAUCAAGAUGCUGUUUCAUAAUAACUUUAAUAACAGUUUUAUAAAUGUUACAAAGCACAAAAAGUAUCAUAAUAAAAACAAAAAAUCCAAUAAAGGCAUUUCUAAUACCAUUAAAAAUAUAUAUCCAUAAAACAUGCUUAAUGUUUUUAUUUUUUCAGAUUAUGUUUUGUUUUAGCGUAUGAGAAAUGCAUUGGAACUGAAGUAUUUUAAAACAAACAACUAAAUGCCAAUACAAAUGUUUAUGUCUCUCUGAAAUGGUGAUGAUGAUGAUAAUGGUGUGAAAACAUCGUCUCAUUCUGACUUCAUUAUGACUUUAGCUCUUUUGUAAUCGUAAUCAGUCAUAAUCCGGAAUCUGUGCAAUGAACCCACUAGCUGGAAGAAAUUUCUUCUCAACAUAGUUUUGUGUUUGUUUAUGUCAUUCCCUUAAUGAUGAACUUAAGGAUCAUUUUGGUUAUGGAUUUGCAAAAAUAGUUUUGUUUAUCUUGAUGCAGACCCUAGAAAUGUAUCAUUAUAAUGCCACCAUCAUAAUACAGUACAUUAUGACAAUGAGCCUUGAUGUUUGUUUGUUUUGUACUUUCCGAUGGUCUCCGUCUGUCCUCCAGCUUUCACAGAGAACCGUUUUUAUGGACUGCUUCAGUUUUUCCCAUCAAAUAUUUCAGAGACACUAGAGCAAGCCUCCUGAGUUCAAACGAGACAUUUGGUUUCAUUUUGUGAAUCCUAAGCAAAUCUCAUAAUCCGAUCGCACGAGGCCUGCCGGUUCCCAGCCCUAAUGAAGAUUCUCAAGUUUUAAUUAAGCUCAUGGACUUUUAGCUUCUCAGAGAUGGAGAGUCUGGAUGAAAUAUAGUCAUAUUUUGACUAAGCAAUCUUUUUUCCUUUUUUGCAACAAAUUUUUCUUCUGCCCAUAAAACCAGUAUAACCUCUUUUAUACGUUUUGGGCCUGUAGGAUUCUUUGUUUUUUUUUUUUUUUUUUUACUCCUUCCAAGAAUGCAAUAUAUUUGAUCGAGAACAGUCAAAACGGUAAUAUUGUGAAAUAUUAUUACAAUAAAAAAAAAAAACGAUUUGAAUAUAUUUCCUGACACAUUCUGUGGUUACUUUACAGCAAGGCCUUAGGUACUGUGAACACCUUAAUUCGUUCAAAACGAGAGGCCUCUGACAGACAUUUUACACAGACAGAGCAUGUUUUAUUAAUUCACUGGUAACAGCGACAAGAAGGGAAAUGACAGAAAGCAGAACACAAAUGUAUGAAUGAGAAACAUUUAUGCUAAAGCAUGUCAAGGUUGAGACACCGUAUGUGUACUGAUAAUUCAGUGAUAUGUUUAAUAAUUCCUGAAAGAAAAAUGAGUGUGCUGGCUGCUAAAAUAGAUGAAGCCUCCUUUAUACUUUGUUCUUCACAGUCAAGGCCGUUACGGGAAGCUCCCUUACAGAAAGUCACAAGAAAACAGCAGCCAAAUGGGAGAUCGAUGACAAAUUGGUCACCUGAAUAGCAGGUCUAACUCACAGAGAAGUCGCAGUGUCUGUACUUGUCAGGUCAGUCUCAGUGAUACAUUUAGAGCCAGCUUUUCUCCUGAGGGUCAAGAUUACGCCUUGUACUGGUCUGAUUUCAAUUAUAAAGGCUAGUCAUCCAUUUACCCUCAGGAUUUGGCAAUACAAAGCUUAAAUGUCAAAAGGCUUGUCACUUUUUGAUCACGAGGCUGUAUGUAAUGAAAAUGGAACAUGGUUGAAUCAGACAAAACCAGCUGCCGUUGACGCCUUUAUAUUCGGUUGUCAUCACUAAACAAAUUAAUUCUCACUUACCAGCAGCUUUCCUGUCAAUUUUAUGUUUUUUGAGAGAAAUUUGAUGGCAUGCUGUGCCUUAUGGGUAAUAUGCUCCCACGAGUUCUCUUGCUUUGUUGACUCGUCCCCUCAUCCAUCGAAGGGUCGAUUUUACACUUGGGCUUUUAGAAUAAUGGAAAGGCACUUAAGAUGGCAACACGCUUUCCACCGGGGAGAAAGCAGCAUGAGGAAGAACAUCGAGAACAUGUUAAAUUGCGUUAUGAAAUAGGGCUGUGGAGUAAAAGUGUCAAGGGCAAGACUGCUAUUAAAAUCAUCUAAGCUAAGGUUUAAUAUCUGUUAGCCUCAUUUUGAGGUAGGAGUUUUCUGUCUGGACAGAAGUGUACUGUAAUGUUGCUUCUUUCACAAAUGCGGUGCACUUUGGUGUCCUAUGACUUUUCUAAAAGCAGUAGAAACACAAACACCAUGCUUUUAUUUUCUGACCUGUUACUGUAGAUGUGUUUCAUAAUGUACUGUAUUAUAACAUAACUUUUACUUGGCAUGAAAAGUAGCUUGUUUUAGACAUCGUAAAAAAUAGCUGAGCCAAGUUCUAUGACGUGGGACAGGCCAAAACCUCUAUCAAACAAAAAUUAGAACCAAUCUAAACGUAUCAGUAGCUAUGAACCAACAUUUAGCUACUACUGACUAUUUUGGGCUAUGUUUAUAGUUUUCAUAAAUCUCACAUUUUGGCAAUAAGGUUUGCUAACAUGAAGUACAUGAAUAUAACAGAUUAUACUUAAUUUGGGUUGAUAGCCAUCUGAAGGUUUAUGAAGGUCCUGUUUUAAAUAUAAAUGAUAAAAUUAAAUAUAAUAUUUGGACAAUGUUGGUAACCAAGCCAUUUUGGUGAUCCUUCUGUUGACUUGUUUUUUAGUUUUUUUCUCCAGUGGGGUAAAAACAAAUAAAAUCUAAAACCUUCUUAUGUUCCACAGAAUAAAGUAAUUCUCAUAGAGCUUUGAAACAAUAUCAGGACCCCUUUUAGCACCAUUUGUUAAAAAGAGAGAAAAAAAAAAACGGCCUAUUUUGUAUCAUAUUCAUGGAAAGUGCCAUUUGUGGUUUUCCCUGUUACUCUUCACCAUCGCUGUAUGGCCUCGGGUUAUAUGGAGGAUUGAGUAGAAAGGCUGAAGCACAUUAAUAACAACUCCAAUGACUAAUGAGAGCUCGGCUGGAAUAGGAGAUAUUUUUGGUUUUGUGUCAGAAACUCCUCUAUGGCAUACUGUAUGGGUUUACUGGCGGUACAGCCUAAUACGCUAAUUACCGUUUUUUCCCUGGAACUAAAUGAACAUGGAGCUCAUUUGUUAUAAGCUGAACUGCAUUAAAGUACAAAAGUACUCUAUAAAGCACCUCUAAAACUCAAUUAUAUACUGUACAGGUAAUUAGUGUUUUUGCUAAGAGGAACGGAGCUUGUGUAGAUAAGGCGUUACUGUAUAGACCUUCAAUAUUUUCUUCUUAGUGAUGUCUUCUAUGUUAAGUUAAAGCAGUCGAUGUUGCCAUCAGUUUUAAUUGCAGACGUGCUCUAUCAGAAACAGUAUCAGCUUCGUCUUAGCUCCUGGAAGGCAUGGGAAUGGGAUUGUAGAGAGAAAGCAAAAAUCUAAUUAUUCAGUCAAAUCAAAGUACUCCUAUUAAGCAGAAAUUGUUCAGAGAGAUUCUUUGUUUUGUUACGAACAGAUAAUCACUCUUCACUCCACAAUCAAAUUAUGCUACUGUUGUUUAUUCAUUGCCUCAAGUUUUUAAUUUAAAACUGCUUUUGUUUUCAAGAGAACGGGCUUUUGUUUAUUGCUGGGAGUCCAAAUAUUGAUGGUGAGUUUAGAUCGGUUCUUCUUCAGUUCAAUUUAGCAAGCCGAAGGCUUCUCUAAGAAGUCAAAUAAGUGAUUUUGGGGCUCACGGCGUGCCAGAACCUCUUCAAACUAAAGCGACUAAGUAAGUGGAUACAGAUUAAACACAGCUGAAUUUCAAGUGCCUGUCAACAGUCUCUCUCCCAAAUAAUCUGCCUCAUCUCUUUGAAGAAUUCACAUUCAACCAUGUGGGAAAAUAAUCUUAGAGCAGAGAGAUCCUGGCACAGAUUAGCCUCUGGCAUAUUGGAAUUCUAAACACGCGAAUGGAAGAGAAGCCACGCUUUGGAAAGGUUUUCAAGGCAGUUUGUCCUCAGAUAAGUCUAGAUAGAGGGAUUGUGGAAGUAUAAUCCGAGCACCAUCAUGAGCCCUCCUAACAUUCUCCUUAUCAGACUCGGGCUGCGCACCCACGGAGGCUUUAUUUCCUUACAGAAUGAGAGAGAAACAAGUGUGACCAACAUCACCGGAGGCGGCACAGGUUCCAGCCGAGCAGAACUUUCCAAUUACCUGAUACAUGGGCAUAUAAACAGAGAGUUAGCUCUGUUUAAGCCGGCAAGUUCCUUAGAGAUAAAGACAGAUUCUAAUCUCUGUUAUUGUGUUCUUAACCUUCACUUUUCAUGUUUUACUAGCAGUAAUCCUCCACUGAGAGAUGCCGAUAACAGUGAUAAUGAUGUACAAGCUAAAUGCAACUUUAAUGGCUUGCACUGACUGAAAAACAAAGGCUCAGAUCUUCUGUUUCAAACUAAACAUUGGUCCUGUGUGGCUGAGGGUGCAGAAGUGCUAAUUAGAUUUAUAGACUGAAGGGGACCUCUGAGAGCGUAUGAAUCAUCUGUAAUUUGAUAGAAAAUGUGAUAAGACUCGCACAAACAUCAUAUUUGAAUAAAAGGUUCCACAAAAGAAAAAAAACACUAGCAAAACGAUAGUGUUUUGAAAGCUUUUUAAAGCCAUUUUUAUCCAGAACGCUGUCAAAGGAUUCAGUGUACAGUUCCUUUCCACAUAAUUCUCUCUCUCUUUCUUUCUUUCACUCAAGGUCUGUCUUUUCAAGGUUAUAAGCAAUUUCUGCAUUCCCCCUCUAGUUCUGUGAAAUCUGAUAUGGCCGUAUCUGUCCCUGACCGAUCUCAAGCGUCUGCGUUGUACAUCAAAACAAGACAAGCACUCACUGACACUGUCCAUGAGUCAUCGCUCUCACAACCUCUCUGCCCAUUUCUCCUAUUCUCUUUUCGGUCUAACGUAUAUAUUCAUCUUAUGUGAUCUAUGUCAAGGGAAAGUGUGAAACUCAUUUUUUUGUUUGAGCGUCGGCGAGUGUAACUGUGCAGACAUUCCCUGCAAUAUGAGCAUCACACAUUUAAACAUAGAAUAUAUAUAGACAGAAUUUUUGAAGAAAUUGUACAUUCAUUACAGCAUUGCAUAAAUGAAUACAUGUAAAAAGAAACUUUAUAAUGUAAAAUGUAAGCUACAUUUAAUAAGUAAUAAACGUUUUACAAUGCAUUUUGAUUUUCUUCUAAUAGUCGCACUCAAAAAAGUGACUAUUUCCAGAUCACUAAUCAAAUAUAUAGUUCACUCAUACGUACAGCUGUGGUCAUUAUGACAGAUUCAUUACAAUAUCCAGGAUGGAUAUGUACGAGCGGCUCUUAAUGGAUCUAUCCAUUUUAAUUGGUAAAUGUAAUGGAAAUGGAGCCCUUUCUUAUAAGACUUCAUAAAAGUCUUGAGUCGCUUGUUCAGCCUGACUAACCAGUUUUGCUCAUAUUUGUUGUGCACACAAGAAUAAUAUUCUUCAUUUCACUGUCAGCGCUUCUGCGGUGAUGAGAACAAAGGCAGGGUUAUGAAUAAGAGAGUGCAGCGAUGGCUACUUGUGAGGCAAGUGAAUUUGGAGUCCCGUUUCUCUUUGAUUUGAGGAUUGUGUUACUGGGAAACAGAGCAGCAGGGAAAACCUCUUUGGCAAACCUAAUAACAGGUCACGCAGAGCCUCAUCUAAGAAGAACGGCCCAGUGUGUGAAGAUGCAUGGAGAUUUUGCCGGAAGGCAGGUCACUGUAGUUGAUACGCCGGGCUGGUGGAAGAACUACCUUGUCAAAGAAACCCCUGAAUUUCAAAAACAAGAGAUUGUGCUUAGCGUAGCUCAUUGUCCUCCUGGGCCCCAUGCCGUUCUGCUGAUCCUACGUGUCGAUUCUUUAUUCAAAGAAAAGCACAGGAGGUCGGUGCAGGAACACCUUGAACUUUUGAGCGAGAGAGUCUGGAACCACACUAUAGUUGUGUUCACGUAUAGAGACCAGCUACAGGAGCGAACUUUAGGAAAGUACAUUGGAAGUGAAGGAGAGUCUCUUCUGCUCUGGCUAGUGGAGAAAUGUGGACGUAGAUAUCACGUUCUUAAUACCGAGAGAGCCACCGGUACGCAGCUGGCGGGGUUAAUGGACAAAAUAGACACGGUUGUCGUGGGAAAUGGUGGCUGUCAUUUUGAAACGGACAGAAAAUGGAUGCAUAUGGUGGAAGGAAUGAUGACGAAGAGAUACAUGAGAGCAAACCAGAAAAGGAAGAUGGUGCAAGAACAAUGGGAGGCUCCACUUGUACGACAAGGUCUCAAACAUGUCCACAUUCCUAAGAUGAGGAUGGUAAUAUUAGGUUUUCGAAGGUCUGGGAAGAGUUCGGCUGGAAACACCAUUUUGAGUGUGGCGACAUUCAUCUCAAAGAGUACCUCCGCGUCUGUGAGAAGACAAGGCGAGGUGGAUGGAAGGCAUGUGACUAUAGUGGACACUCCAGGCUGGUGGAAGUCUCUGCCAGCAGCUGACACUCCUGAACUGGAUAAAGAAGAGAUUUUCCUCAGCAUGUCUCUCUGUCCGCCAGGACCACACGUGUUUCUGCUGACUCUGCGUGUAGAUGUGUCAUUCACAGCAGCAGAGAAGACAUCAGUGGAGCAGCACAUGGAGCUUCUGGGCGAGAGAGUCUGGGCUUACACCAUAGUGCUUUUCACCCAUGGAGACUGUCUGGGGGACGUGACUGCUGAAGAGUUGAUUGAGAGCGAAGGGGAGGCUCUGCAGUGGCUGGUCGAGAAAUGUGGGAACAGAUAUCAUGUCCUCAACAAUGAGAACUGGAAUGAUUGCAGUCAGGUCACAAACCUGCUGGAGAAAAUAGAGAAGAUGGUGGCACAAAAUAAGGGCCAUUAUUAUGAAAUUGACCUCAAGACACUGAAGGAGGUGAAGCAGAAAAGGAAAGCAGUGGAAAAGAAAGCAAAGGCAAGAGCAAAGAAACAAAAACAGAUGAGGGUGAUGGACAAUACAUUGAAGGAUUUUCGAAAGCAUUUCUACGAAUUUUGUCUUGUGCUGCUGGGUUAUGGAGAAUCUGGGAAGAGUUCAACAGGAAACACCAUCCUCGGCAAACAGGUGUUUGGGUCGAGAAGAACAGCCCGGUGUGUUCAGAGACACGGAGAGGUCGGAGGACAUCGGGUCAGCAUCAUAGACACCCCUGGCUGGUGGAAACAUCUGCCCAUAGAACAAACCCCUGAACUAAAUAAAGACCAAAUCACGCAGAGUGCAUCUCUAUCCGAUUCUGGACCAAUCGUUUACAUUUUGGUCCUUCGUGCCGACUGUUCUUUCAAAGAGCAGGAGCGGAAGGCGAUGGAGGAUCAUUUGAGGCUUUUGGGCUCCACGGUUUGGGAUGACAGCGUAGUUCUGUUCACAUUUGGGGACGUGCUCGGAGACAGAGCCAUCGAGAAGCACAUUGAAUGCGAAGGAGAAGCUCUGCAGUGGCUUGUUGAUAGAUGCGGAAACAGGUAUCAUGUUUUUAAUAACAAGGCCGAGGGUGAGAGCCAUCAGGUCGCAGAGCUGCUGGAAAAGAUACAAGAGUUGACUGCAGCAAACAGCGGGUGCAGUAACAAAGACAUGCAGGUGCUGCGGGAGGUGACGGAGGGGAGGAAGGUGGAGGAAGACAGAGCAAACACCAGACUGAAGAUGCAGGGACAAAGAGAGGAAGAUGAAUCCGAUGAUGUAUUUGAUGAUGGCGAAGAUGAUGAAGUCAUUUGGGACUCGAGAGCAUGGAAGUGGACGACAGCUGUAUGAGACGAAAAGUUGGGAAAUCAUUUUCAGAAUUAGUGCUUUUGUUUUGUUUUCAUGUAGAAAUCUUUAAUUAUUUAUUAUUAUUAUUAUAUAUGCUGUCAAAUGAUUAAUUUAUAUAUUCAUUUAAUUUAUUCAUUUAUACAUA